Solanum dulcamara is the source of this 810-nucleotide messenger RNA. RefSeq lists its product as uncharacterized. The record is from RefSeq and is a predicted model, not a curated record. The coding region runs from base 1 to 810 and encodes 269 amino acids. The transcript is spliced from 4 exons. NCBI's taxonomy places the organism in Eukaryota, Viridiplantae, Streptophyta, Magnoliopsida, Solanales, Solanaceae.
AUGAGUCAGAAGGAUCUUAAUUCUAGACCGCGGUGUUGGAUUGAGCUACUGGCCGAUUAUGAUAUCUCUAUCCUCUACCACUCGGGCAAGGUGGAUAUAGUAGCGGAUGCCUUGAGCCUGAAGACGGGGAGUAUGGGUAGUUUAGCUUAUUUGUCUGCUGCAGAGCGACCCCUAGCCUUGGACAUGCAGUAUUUGGCUAAUAGGAUGGUCAGGUUGAAAAUCUCAGAUUUUAGACCAAUUUUGGCUUUUGUGGGAGCUCGAUCAUCUCUACUGGAUCAGAUUCGAGGCUGGGCCUUUCAGAGAGAGUUGGGCACCCGGGUUGAUCUUAGUAUGGAAUUUCAUCCACAAACUGACGGUCAAUCAGAGUGUACUAUUCAGGUUCUGGAGGAUAUGCUGCGAGCUUCUGAUAGGGUGAGGACAGCUCAGAGUAGGCACCAGAGUUAUGCUGAUCACAGGCGUCGGCCUUUGCGCUUCGAGGUGGGAGAUCGGGUGUUCUUACGGGUGUCUCCCUUGAAGGGCGUGAUAAGAUUUGGCAGGCAGGGAAAGCUUAGCCCCAAGUAUAUCAGGCCCUUUGAAAUUCUGAGGAAAGUUGGCGAAGUUGCUUAUGAGUUGGCUUUGCCACCAGCAUUUUUAGCUAUACACCCUAUUUUUCAUAUCUCUAUGCUGCACCGGUACAUUCCAGAUGAGUCUCACGAACCGAUUGCUAUUCUAGCCAGAGAUGUUCGCCAUCUUCGUUCUAAGUCCAUCCCUGUGAUUAAGGUCCAGUGGUGCCAUCAUCCGAUUAAGGAGGAUACAUGGGAGACCAAGUAG